This is a messenger RNA of Phalacrocorax carbo (great cormorant), 9424 nucleotides long. NCBI's taxonomy places the organism in Eukaryota, Metazoa, Chordata, Aves, Suliformes, Phalacrocoracidae. The record is from RefSeq and is a predicted model, not a curated record.
CCCGGGCCGCGCCGGGCCGGGACCCCGCGGGCAGCCCGCCGGCGGGCACGUGACGCCGCCGCACCGCGCCGCGCCGCAGCACCGCACCGCAGCACCGCACCGCGCCGCCGACGGUGCUGCGGAGCCGCGGCCGCCGCGCCGGCACACGCCCCCCGCUCCUUCCUUCCCUCCGCACCCGCCUCCGCCUCCGCCUCCUCGACCUCCUCCCUGCCCGAGGGGCACGGGAGCCGGUGACGGGAGCGAGGCGGAGUCUGGAGGGAAGAUACCGAGAGAUAGAGAUUUAAAUCACAUCCCCGGCUGUAGAAGGGCAGCAGCAGCAGCAGCCCCGGCGCAGAGGUACGGACGCACGCGCCGAGACAGGUCUGCCGGCUCAGCCGCCGCCGCUGCUGCUGCUGCUCACCAUGGGUGCCGCCGCCGCCGCCGCCGCCGCCGAGCCCCCCCGCGCCAUGGGCCUGGUGUCCAGCGUGGUGAACGACACCCUCGAGUUCUACCGCUGGACCUGGAGCAUCCGAGACAAACGUGUUGAUGACUGGCCCUUGAUGCAGUCUCCAUUUCCAACACUGACUAUAAGCACUAUUUAUCUCCUCACUGUCUGGCUGGGCCCCAAAUGGAUGAAGACAAGAGAGCCCUUCCAGUUACGUUUCCUGUUGGUUGUUUACAACUUUGGAAUGGUUCUACUCAACUUCUUCAUUUUCAAAGAGCUGUUUUUGUCUUCAAGAGCUCGAGGGUACAGCUAUGUCUGCCAGACUGUGGAUUACUCAGAUAAUGUUUAUGAAGUUAGGAUAGCUGCUGCUUUAUGGUGGUAUUAUGUCUCUAAAGGAAUUGAAUAUUUGGAUACAGUAUUCUUCAUCCUGAGGAAGAAAUUUAACCAAAUUAGUUUCCUUCAUGUCUAUCACCAUUUCACCAUGUUCACCUUAUGGUGGAUUGGUAUUAAGUGGGUUGCAGGUGGACAAGCUUUUUUUGGAGCUCAGAUGAAUGCAUUUAUUCAUGUCAUUAUGUACAUGUAUUACGGAUUAGCUGCCUGUGGCCCUAAAUUUCAGAAAUACCUGUGGUGGAAACGAUACUUGACCAUAUUGCAAUUGGUGCAGUUCCAUGUGACUAUUGGCCACACAGCCUUGUCUAUUUAUAUCGAUUGUCCUUUCCCUAAAUGGAUGCACUGGGGUGUAAUUUUCUAUGCUGUCACCUUCAUUUUCCUGUUUGGUAACUUCUACUAUCGGACAUAUAAGCUGCCCAAGGAAUCUCUAAAGAAUGGCAAAAUAGCAAAUGGUGCUGUUGCAAAUGGAGUAAGCAAACCAGAAAAUAAUGCAGUGGCGGAAAAUGGAAAAAAGCAGAAAAAGGGAAAAGCAAAAGGAGAGUAACUUGAUCCAGGCCUUAACCAUUGUUGGCAGUGAGGAACCUCCAGUUUGGUUUGUAAAAGGAAGAAAAAAAACACUAUCUGUACCAAUUAACCUUAGGUUACUGAAGAGCUAGAACACAGAUAUUUUCAUUAUUUAUGAAGAUUGUUUUAAGAACAACACUAAAGUUGAAUUUCUAUUGUAAUUAUGUAAUUAUCAUGCAUAUGGUCUCUGUGUAAACUUGUAGACUGCUGGUGUUGGUUAAUGUAAGGAAGAAUUGCAGUUGAUUCCAUGUUUAGCAGUCCAAAAGUUAAUACUACCAUUGAUACAGGCAGUUUUGUUGACACCCACAUUUCUUUGGGGGAGGGAGGGGAAGGAAGUAGCGUUUGGAUACUUGUGUUUUCUUUCCAGAAAAUUAUUAAAUUUCAAAUUAUGCCAUAUUAUCUAAUCAGAAUGUGCAAAUUUUCUUGUCCUCCUUGGAGAGUAUCUUCAGACACAUUAUGUUUAUGUGCUGUCAGAACAGUGUUUGACUUUUCAGACAUUACUUGAUUUAACUGUCUGUUACAAGUUGUUUUGGUUUUUUUUUUUUUCUUGUGUGGAAAUAUACCUACCUCUUCAUCCGCUGAAAAGAAUAUUGAACAUUAAAUAACUGGUUUCUGAAAUAUGGAGUCCUCUAAUAUAAAUAUCUGUUAACACUAAUUCAGGAGAAAACAUGGUUUCCUGUGGGAGUAAAAGGGAUUUGGGGGGCGGUAUUUUUUUUGUCAAGUAAUCAGUAACCGUUUUAAAUGUAAGCUUGAAUUUUGGAGUAGUACUUUUAGUAUGGCUAAGCGAAGAAAACAUUUUAAGAAUGUAUAAAUAUGAAACAAUAGAUUGUUUGAAGCAAGCAGUAAAAGUAGGCCUGCUGCUUGUUGUCCGUGACCUGCAUUACACCUGUGGUGCUGACCGAUACUGAAAAUGGUAAGAUAAUGUUACGGUGGAGAGAAAACAGCAAUGUGUAAUUCCAUUUAGAAAUGCUGUGUGUAUGGGUAAUCACGCUAACUACAAGACAGUUGCUUUAUUGGGAGAGAGAAUUUGCUUAAAAAGUACUAAAUACAUCAAACAUAAAAUGUUGAAAACACUGCAAAUGGGUGAUACCCAUCAACACUCUCUUUGUUUAGACGCUUGCAGACAAAGUAUUGCCAGCAGUCAGGCCACCAGUUUAAUGUGAAUGACAGAGAUGGGCUUCUGAAACUUAUUCCCAAAAUAUUCUUGUCUCUUUUCAACCUAAUUGACAAAGUGAUUAUGUUAAUCGUUUUUAGUCAAAACUGCUAAAAUAAGUAGAAGCCUUUUAGACGGCUUUUCGUCUUACUUGAUACAUUAAGGGAGUUCUUACUGCUCCUUUUGUGAAGAAAAUAUGGAAAGAGUUAUUCUUCCAAAUAAUGUGAUUACUAAGAGAGAUGUUUUGAGCUGCUCAGUAUGUUAUGAGUGUAAGACGGGUGGAAUUAGAAACCUGAACUCCCACGGUCCUUGCUCAUCACCGCAGGAGCUACGUUUAGACAGCAACAACGCAUUCCUCCCAGCUCUGGACAAAAACAUAUUCAUAAUUAGUGACAAACUUGCACCUGGCAAGUGACAGCAUUGUUGCAGGAAAAAAGUACAUGGAGCUGUAGGUGUAAAGUGUGUGACAUGUUUAAUAGUUUUUACAACUCGACUAACCAUUUGUCUGUUUACAGCAUGCAAACAGGUCACAUCUUCUGUGUCCCAGGUUUGUCUGUUGUCUCUAUACUAAGAACUGCCUAAGCCCAAAAAACAAGCCCUUGGAAAAAAAGGAUUGGAUAUAGUGUGUUGUACUCUGAAGUAAUUCCUAAUGCUGGAAUUGAUUCAGCUGGGAGGUAGUUCAUCCAUAAUCUCCACCACUGUGGAUUUUACAGCAGAAUAUAGGAUUGUGAAAGGAUGUCUCUGCUGAGCUGUAAUGCAUGUGACCGUUAAGGUUCCUAUCUGUUGUGUCUUGUGAUUCUUCCAGCCUUUGUACUGAAGCUUUUUGCAUUUGCAUAACACUCUGUUUUUACGAAGCGUGGCGUGGGGAAGAGGGAUAGUGGUGUACCCUUCCUUCUUGGACAAAUGCCACUACUCUUAACCAAGGCAAAAUGCUGGCUGACUGGGUAACUUUGGAAUGGCUAAAGGAGCAAAUAACUACAAAGCAAGCUAGCAGAUUUACAGCACACCUGCUACUCCAAAGUAAUGGCUGGUGUGAAUACACUUACCCUACUGUAAAUUCAAGGUAGCUUACCCCACUUUGAUUAAGGGGUAGCUUCUUUCUAUUUGCAAUGGGAUGUGGGCAGCUAACUUGUAAAUCUGUAUCAUUCCUUGUAUUAUGUUAAAUUGGUUGUUUGCUCUGUCUUUCUUCUGGUAAGCCAGAUCAGAUAAACUGAUGCUCUUAAUGUGAUCUAGCUCUGAAAGAGCAUACUGAAGAAGUAUUCCAGUACAGGUUCAGUUAACGUCUUUGCUACACUUUGUAAAGUAAGAAUUAUGUCUUGCAUGUUGGCAAAUAUUUAAAUAACUGAAAGUCAAAUCUUCUCUCCCCUCAUCAUGCAUGGAAGCUGCUUAAAGUCGAUAACAGCUUAAGCCUACUGGCAGAACUUGAGUAGAAUCCUACCCUCAAACUCUGGAGCACUCGGUAACCUUUAAGAAAAAAAAUGAAGCAGCGCAUUGUGGGAAUGCAUGUGUACACACACAUCAUGCCGCCUGGCCCUGUGGGUAAAACCAGUUUGAGAGCUUGGCGUUUCACGGGGAAAAAAAUCAGUUAUUAAAUUGCUGGAACACUGCUGUUUUGAGUCCAUUUUCUGCAAUAUGUUUUCCUAGGUCUGUUUAUGAUAUAUUUGAUUGUCCAUAUGACUACUUGAGUCCCAUUAUGAUCUUGAAUAUAAUGGCCUUAUUAAAUGUGCAUUUUUGUAGGCGUUCUCUUGAGUGCAAUACUUUUGUUUCUGACUGUGCAGCCAAACUCACAGAGUAUGGGGCUGAACUUGUACAGUUUUUUCUUUUCCAAAAUUUCAGGCAACGAUGCACAUGUGAGAUACUGCCAGAUUCAUUAAAGUCAUCAUUGAGUCCAAGACACCUCAGAAUUUUGCCGUAAUAAGUAAAGUAACACAAUGUAUGUAUAAAUGUGCUUGCUAUACACUGAACUGAAAUUUAAAUUAUAAAAUCUACUUUGCGUGGUAUUUUUUUUUUAAUGCUUCAAAUUUAUUUAAAAGUGAAAUUCAAACCAUUUGGAGCUUUUCUUUUUUGCCAAUGAAAAAAUACUUUGCUAACAGUUCUGAAGCUCUUGGACCAGAGUCACAUAAUUAUUUCAUGCCAUAUAAGUGAUACCGUUUCAUUUAGUCUCAUCUCUAGCAGUGACAGUUGUUGGAUUCUUUUAGCACUUUGACAGUGUAAAAUAAAUACAAAUUAUCUAUAUAUGUGUAUGUAUAUAUGUGUACACAUACAUAGGGUAUGUGUGGGGGUAUAUAUAUGGGUUCUUAGCAGGUUCUUUCAAUAUGUGAAGUAAAUUAUACUUCUUAAAUGUGAAGUUGGCAGGAGCUAAUAGAACAGUUCCGACAGCUCGAGCAGUAAAAUGAAGCAGCUUUCAUUGAUCCAUAGAUCCAAUAUCAGUCUUGCAGACAUAAAUAGUAUUUGUCAGUCAUUUUAGACAUGGGAUGGCAGACAAGCCAGAUGCAUUUCUUCCAGUGUAAUAAAUAUUUUGAGGCAUUGGUUGUAGAUUCUGAGGGGAGGGAUCUCAACUCGGAGGAGCUGAAGAAUUACAGUUUUAUAGUAGGGAUCAUUUUAGAAAAUGGUAUGAGUAAUUUGCUCCAGGUAAGUCUUUGAAGUCAUUGUAAUCAAAUUGUCUGUUUAACAGAACACUUCAAAAAAAAAAAAAAUGUUUCUCUGUAGGUUCAAAAGCAUGACCUAUUUGAUUAUAUGACUAUUAACUACUUCCAGCUCCGGAUCAGGAGAAAAAGAUGAAGGCAAAAUAAAAAUGCUGCACAUUUUUUUUCAGGUUAACCUUAGGGCACAUUUCUUCAGAGUAAGUGCUUGACCUCCAUGUGCUGGGGAGGCAGGUAAGAAAGGAGUAAAUAGCUAUUGUGCUGAAAGGUCUCAUUCCUAAAAUAGCUUAUAAGCAUGCUUGCUGUCUCUUAAAAACUUGAGUGAAAUUGUUCAUGGUACAUAAACCUUGCAUGAAGUUAGUGUGGGAUGAGAGUUAUAAUGUUCAAAGAGAUAUUUAAAAUUAGAUCUGUUUCAGUUAAAACUGAAGUGAAUGGAGAGCUUAUUAAGUAUUUGGAUAGUGUAUUCAUCUUGGUUAGAAGCACAGACUAAGUCAGUUUGGCACCUAGAGCGAGUCACCCAUGUGACAUCUCAUUGUGUUGUGGUCUGAUGAGUUGGCCCCUUUGCUAACGUAAGCAGUUGGAGCUCCAUGGAAAUAGGUAGGGUGGUUCCCAUUUACGUCAGCAGAGUACGUUUAACCCUAAAGAACUGACAAAAUACUUGCUUUCUGCCAGUAUCCCAGGAGGAUGAGGGAAAUACAUGGUUCAGGAUGCUGCUUUGCGUAAGGUGUUCAUGCUUUUGUAAACAAUAAAAAUAAAAAUUACUUUUUUUCAUGCUGUUUGGGUUCGGUUUUAUGCAUUCUGUAGAAAGUUCUGUGUCCCAUCUUGCUUCGAGAUGCUUGCUGAUUUUAUACUGUUGCACAGAUUGUGUUGAUGUAAUCUGUUCUGUAGCCCAGAAGUUUGAGAGAAACACUUCAGUGGCACAUCAUCCCAUAUUAAGGUUUAGGGGACUCUGUAAUUUUUAAUAUUGACCCAAAAUAGUAGUCUAGUGGCUUUGAAGUCACCCUUAGGGAACUGACUGAAAAUAGGAUGUCCCCUUAAGGGAGAAACAAGUCUCCCGGAAUAUAUUCCAGCUGUGCAGUACAUAUAUUGGCAUCACAUUUGUCCAGACAUCAUCUUAAGGCUGGGGGAAAACUGAAAGUGUCAAAUAGAGUUGGCCUUUGCUGCUAGCCCAGUAUGUCUUGUGCCUUGGAUAAGCAGGAGAGGGAGGGAAGGAUCAGCAAAGUGAAAAAAUGGAUGCAAUGCCUGAAUAUAAUGGUUGUAGCUAAGAAACCUUCUCAAUCAAUCUUCUAUUUUGAGAACGUGGUGGUACAACAAUCUCUAUGCUGUUCCUCAGGCUCCAGAUUGUUUGGCCCUGGAAGUAUUAACAAUUAGGAAUACAAUUAGCCACUUGUUUAGCUCUUGCUGAACACCACAUUGUGUUAAUGUGAUGUCUCUCACCCCGGGGGAUCUGGAGCACUCUUGGCAGUAGGUGUAAUUCAUGAUUACGUGUUGCUGUGUACUAUAAGCUUCUUCAUAGCCAGUCCACCAAGUAUGAUCAGUAUAAUCAACUUUAUAAUGCUGAGUUGCACCCAUAUGGCACUCCUAGCGCCUAAGUGCAAAUAGCUGCUCUGGAUGUCAAGUAGCAGACAACUGAGUCUGCCAUCACAGCAAAAUAUGGUGUGGCCAAUUCUCUCUUGCAUAAUUCACAGCUGUUGCUUCAAUUCACUGUUUAUAUCUUCCCUGAAAUCAGAAAAUACACAGUGUUCAGAGCAGGGUUUGUCCCUUUGACGCUUAACAUAUGCUGGUGGUAGGCACCCUGUCCAGGCAUCUUCUCCAUAAUACUCAUUCCCCACCAGGAAUCAAAAAUAAGCACGCGUGGUCAAGCUGGGUUCAUCAGAUGGUUGGAGAGAGUAGGCUGGAUCCUUUGGUUUUCAUGUUUGGUUUUCUUUAUUGUAUCACUUGCUGCUUAAUGUCCAGAAAAUUGGGAAUGUGGGAAAAGUUUUAUUACCCGUUGACCUGUUACUCUGAGCUUGCUCAGCUCAGAGCACUGGAGUUACCACAAGAGAUUGGGUGAACACACGCUGUAGUCUUAGACGAAAAUGAAGCAUGUACUCAAAGGCAGUUUUGAAGGCAGUACUUCCUUUCUAAGGACCAGUGCCUUUCGGUGUCUUUUUAUGCUUGAGACUCCUAGGUAGCCUAAGAAACGCGCACGCACCUCUCUGUUGAUCGCCUGAUGCGUCGGUGACAUUGCGUUUGACUUAAUUACGAAGAUGCUUAUUGAUGGGCAAGGUUAUGGCUCUUUUGAUCAUUGCUGUGCCAGUUGUCCAGGACCUGAUUAGUGCACGCUGGUCUGACAGUAUUAAAACAGUGCCAGUAGUUUCUGCCAGAGCACCGUACAGUUGGUACAGCUUUGAGGGGAAAACAGCUAUUUACGUUUUGAUUCAAUAUGUAGGAAUUAAUACGAGCUCAUAUGGCAUUGCUGCUAUCUGUCAAACCAAUAUCAGGUAGGUUUUAGUUUGCUAAAUGAAAUGAAAUCUUUGAUUCUUGAACUGAUUCAAAGAUAAAGGUUGUCGAUCCUUAUCUUUAGAUUGAGAACUGUUAUUCUUGCAGUGGUAUCAUCUUAAUUUGUUUCAUGAGAAACUACCUUUAUACUGGUAGCUUUUGGAGUGUGUUAUGAGAGAAAACUAGAGAAAUACAAGAAAUAACUUGGGCCAAAAGCUAGAGAACAUGGAGUGGUCGCUCCUCUAGUUUUUGCCCUUGCCGCUAGAUGUUGCAGGAGUUAGUUUAAGGACUACUCUAUAACUGUCACUGCUGUGUAUUUCCUAUUUAUAGAUGCUGUAGCAGUAUACAAGUAGUGUACUUGGUGCGUAAGUACAUUCUGAAGUAGUAAAUAAAAAUUGCUUUGUCUUCAGUUACAAUAGAGCGAGCUAUUUAUCUAACCACAAAUGCUUGUAGUGGAAGUAAUGACAAAUGUCGUAGUCCUGAUUGGCAGGACUCACAAAUAAAUAUUUACCCUGUAUUUUCUGUUUCAUAAUCUUUUUCAGAGCUUCUGAGAAGCUUCUCGCAAUAACACAAAGCUCUCUGAAGAUGAAAAUUGCUAUUUAACUGCUAAAAACCUAUUCUGCAGAGCUCCUAUUAUUGCUUUGUUUCUCUCUUGGCAAUGUGUCUUCAGGUCAGAUGCUUGCUUACUGAAUUAUUUCAGGGUGGGAUAUACUUCAUAGAAAGAUCUUGUAGUGGUUGCAAGUGAGUAAAAUGUUAAAAUGGACUCUGGGGUGUUGCAGAGUCAAGGAUUUCAAGUCCAUGGCUUCACUUGAUACACUGGCUUCUCCUCAAAUGCUGCCCUUGGGCACAGCAACCCGGGCCCUUCUAGCCCAUUCUGAAUUUUGUUUACUAGAUGGUAGAUUCUUACCUGGGAUUUGGUGUCGAGCCUGGUUUCCACACAGGUGUCAGCCUGGGCAGAAGUCGUCCUUGGGCCAAAGAGGGGUUUGUUUGGUUGGUUUUUUUACAGUUCUGCCUCCUCUCAAAUCACCAAACAUGGCAGGGGCUGUCUGAACACUUUCCACUGACAACUUGAGGUACAGAGUUUGAAGAAAAUGCGGCUCUGGAUUCAGUAUUCAGUAUUCAUAGAGAGCCUAGCGUGCUUUUCAGUUGUUGUUAGUUGCUUGGCAUAAACCAGAUGUGGUGGAAAUAUUCCACCAAAUGUGGUGGAAAAAAAAACCCAACUUUUUGGAUUUCUUCAGAAAGUGAGACUUUAGGUAGUAGCUAGUUUUUUACUAAAAACUUCCCGUUGUUUCCCCUUUGCUCCCUUUAACCACUGUGCAUGCCUUUCUGCUCCUCCGGUCUGCUAGGGUGGCUCCUCGGACAAAGAUUGCUGUGCGCGUUCAGGAAAUAAUUUACUGCUGGGAUUUGUCACUGGGGCAUUUGAAGUAUGAAAUACCCAACAGCAGCCGAACAGUCUGAGCAGGUUGACUAGUAACAAGACUUAGCGUAUAAUGGUCUCAAAGCAUCGCUACAAAACUGGGUGUCCUGGAUACAAAAAGCUAGAAAAAGAUUCAGCUUUUAUUAAAUUUUUGUCUUCCUGCUUAACAAAUACAGGGCUACAAGGACAAACUCCAGUUUUGUGUUCUGUGAUACGAAGGCGUCUUGUACACUCGUAACCAGAGCUUAUGGCUGCGAGAGACAGAGAGUUUACUGCACUAUAAAAUCACUUUGUUAGAGGUUUUAUACUGAGCUAUUCUCUUCUGUGAUCAGAGUUUAAUAAAAAAUGGAUUU